Messenger RNA from Alternaria atra, 693 nucleotides. RefSeq lists its product as uncharacterized. Lineage: Eukaryota; Fungi; Ascomycota; Dothideomycetes; Pleosporales; Pleosporaceae. The transcript has 3 exons. The record is from RefSeq and is a predicted model, not a curated record. The coding region runs from base 1 to 693 and encodes 230 amino acids.
AUGAAGUCCAUAAUCAUCGCCCUCCUCGCUGUCGCCAGCACAGCCAGUGCCCACUACACCUUCCCCGAGCUCACUGUCAAAGGGCAGAAGACCGGUCAAUGGAGUUAUGUCCGCAAGACGGCCAACUACCAAUCCAACGGCCCUACAACCGACGUAACAGCCAACGCCAUCCGCUGCUACGAGCUCUCCCCUGGCACAGGAUCAAAAACCUACACCGUCAACGCCGGAGAUUCCGUCGGCUUCACAGCCGUAUCCAGUAUUUCGCACCCAGGACCACUGCAAUUCUACCUCGCGAAAGUGCCAGAGGGCAAGACGGCCGCGGACUGGGAUGGAAGCGGUGAUGUGUGGUUCAAGAUCUACAGUCAAGGUGCUACUUUCUCUGGUGGACAGAUGAGCUGGCCUUCAAGUGGUAAACAAGAAGUCUCAGUCCCUCUCCCCAAAUCUCUUCCUUCAGGCGAAUACCUCAUGCGCGUCGAGCACAUCGCGCUACACUCUGCUUCGGCGAUCGGCGGCGCGCAAUUCUACAUCUCGUGUGCGCAGUUGAAGGUUGAGAAUGGAGGCAGUGGAACACCGGGACCCAAGGUUGCUUUCCCAGGGGCUUAUAAGGCGGAUGAUAAGGGCAUUCAACUGAACAUUUACUACCCUGUUCCUACGAGUUACACCCCGCCUGGACCGGCCGUUUGGAGUGGAUAG